AUUUUAACUCAUCUAGAUUUGAAAAUCACCAACUCUUCUCCCUCAUUCCUCUCUUUCUUCUAUUUAACUCUCUCUAAAACAAACUUCAAAACCUCUUCAACUUUUCUCAACUUCUUCUUCUUUAGAAUCACAACACACUUUUCAUGAUGGCUCAGAAGCACUUACAUGAACUACUUCAAGAAGAUCAAGAGCCAUUUCUUCUAAACAACUACAUUUCAGAUAGACUUACCCAACUCAAAAGAUUUGCACCAAACAACACUUUACAAUUGAAGAAACAUGAACAUAAACCAACAACAAACGUUAACUUUUGCAAACACGCUUGUUUUUUCUCAUUCCAAAACACACCGGAUAUAAGAAACUCACCGCUCAAAAGCCCGGUCAGAUCCUCUAAUGAUCUCUUCCUCCAAAUCCCAGCCAAAACGGCGUCGCUUUUACUCGACGCCGCUCUCAAAAUCCACAACAAGAAACCCCAUAGCAAAAACAAAAACAAAUCUUUCGGGGUUUUCGGUUCAUUUUUCAAGAAACUAACACAACGAAGCAGAACCAAAACUGAAGGUGAUGUUUCCGUGAAGGAUAUUUUGAGGUGGGAUUCAAGAAAUAGGAAAUCUUUCAACAAAGGUGGCACUGAGGUGUGUUCGUGUGAGGUGGGGUUCACGUGUUCUUGCAAUGGAAGACAUAGCAGUAGCGCCGUAUGGUCUGAGAGCAACGAAGCAGAAACUUCGAGCAGUGGCCAUUCACAUUCUUGUGACUCUGUGGAAGACGUUGAGUUUGUGAUGAUGAACACCAAGAAACAAAAUGUAGCAGAUUGCGGUUGCUUUGAUCAGCAUGGGUUUUUCUGCGAAAGUCCUUUCCGUUUCAUUCUUGAAAAGAGCCCUUCCACUUCCGGCCGUCGUACGCCGGAGUUUUCCUCGCCGGUGGAGUCACCUAGCCGCCACCAACCAGAGGACAAACAAAAUAAUGGAGUUGAUGAUGUUAAGAAAUUCGAAUCAGGAGAAGAUGAAGAAGAGAAAGAACAAUGUAGUCCAGUAUCUGUUUUAGAUACUCCUUUUGAAGAUUAUCAUGAUGAUGAUUGCCAUGAAAAUGACAAUGAAGAAGAUGAUUUUGAUUUGGAUGGUAGCUACGCCAAUGUACAAAGGACCAAGCAACAACUAUUAGACCGGCUUCGAAGAUUUGAGCAACUUGCGGAGUUAGAUCCACUAGAACUUGAAAAAAGAAUGCAAGAAGACAAUGAGGAAACAUUUUUCGAAGAGGAUGAUGAUGAAGAAGAUUGUGAAGAAAAGAGUCUUAGAGAAAUGGUUUGUGAAAUACUCUGCCAUUCAAGUGAUCAUGAAAGAUGGCAAGAGCAAGAAGCUCUUAAGAGACUUGUUUAUGAUCUCAUUAAGGAGGAACUUAAUUACUCACAAGAUAUGAACAAUGUAGUGAAAAGGGUAUGCAAGAAGAUGGAUUUGUGGAAAGAAGUGGAAUGUAACACUAUUGAUAUGAUGAUAGAGGAAGAUUUCUCUAGAGAGAAAAUUGGGUGGAAGAAAAAUGAUGAGGUGACAAAAGAGUUGGCUAGAGAGGUUGAGGUUGCUAUCUUUUGUUUUCUUGUUGAUGAAUUUUCAGAGGAAUUAGUAUGUUAAUUAAUGUGGGUAAAUUUUGAUGCAGUUGAGGUACCUAAUUAGUAUGAAUGAUUAUCUUUAUUCUUUUAUUAGCAAGACUUCAACCUUUAAUUAAAAAUAGACUAGUUAGUAAAGAAAAAGAGAGAAAAAAAAAAUAAUAAUUUGGGCUUGAGAGGAAGCAAUGAUAUGUAAAUCACAUUUCUUAAUUAAACUAUGUUUGAAGACAAAUUUAGAUUUAUACUUGCGAUUCUAGUUCCUACUAUUAAACAUGAAACCCUUGCACAUUUGUAAAUGUCAAUAAUGGACUUAGAUCAUCUCCUUGUUAAGGACUUAGAUCC
Molecule: messenger RNA, 1936 nt
Organism: Vicia villosa (hairy vetch)
Lineage: Eukaryota; Viridiplantae; Streptophyta; Magnoliopsida; Fabales; Fabaceae
Exons: 3
Coding region: 144-1619 (491 amino acids)
Source: RefSeq, a predicted model, not a curated record